AUGGGGCUCAAAAACUACUUCAUGUCGUCGAAAUCGACCGCGGACCCGCAUACACAGCCAACAGAGAAGCUAGAGCAGAGCGUGACACCGACGGGAGCACCGCCGACGUAUUCUGGACGAGACUCCUACGCAAAUGCAUCUUCGAGUGCCUCCUUGGCACCGUCGGCCCAUGCUGGUAAUGUGGUGGAUGGGAUCAGACGUGAAGUCCUCGUCAACUACCUCUUCCAGCAGCAGUGCACGUCGCGAUGGAUCGGCAAUGGAGUCGGGGACUACGAAGGUGUCAUGGUGAGGCAGAUGAAGAACGAUUUUUUGUUCUGUCCACCGGAUCUCCACGAUUCUGUCUUUGGUCGCUGCUGCAUGGCCCUCAAUCUUCCUUGUGCCAUGACCGUCAAUAGCAGGGUCAUCAAAACUUUCCUGGCAUGGUCCCCCAAUGCUGUGGAUGUGCCCCUUAAAAACGGGUUGCGGGUACAGGUGUUGCCGUCGAUGGACGAUCUUUCACGAGCGAGAAAGAUGCAAUUUGCCGCCUUUAUCGCCCAGGACGGUCUCUUGGUGGUCUGGGACGAUGACCCAGCCAAUCUCAUCCAAAGGGCUCGUUCCAUGGAGGAAGACUUGAUCGACCUAGUCUGGAAGACAGGGACUACAACGGGUGAGGAAGAAGUAGCAGCAGCAGCAGCCAGCGACGAGAAGAAGAUUCCUCGUGUCACAGCGGUCAUGGUCGAUGAGGAGACUGGCACAUAUGCUCCAGAAAACCGACCUACUCACCUCCAAAACACAGUUCUUGUGGCAAUCACAAUAAUCCUAAUCUUGGUCCUGCUGGGCGCUGGAUUUCGUCAACUGGCCAUAGAGGUCAAAGUAGAUCAAGGCUACGCUCGCCUGGCCUUUCUGAUCCUGACCCCGAUUCAAAUCUUCUUUACUCUGUUUUUCGCACAAGUCAUUGUCGGCUGCCUUGCUCAAUGCGUUGGCCCUAUCCAUCAGAUGAAAGAAAACAGCAGAUUCUACUCUGCCAUGCUGCCCGUCCGAAUGACAUCUCGCACACUUCCACACGUGACAAUUCAGUGUCCCGUCUACAAGGAAGGUCUCGAUUCUGUCAUCAUACCCACCAUCCGAAGUAUCAAAGCUGCAAUUUCGACGUAUGAGAUGCAAGGCGGAAGUGCCAACAUUCUCAUCAACGACGACGGACUCCAAUUGCUCGACGACCAAGAGCGGGAAGCCCGCAUUGAUUUUUACGCCGAUAAUUCUCUCGGAUGGACAGCGCGACCCAAACAUGGUUCUGAAGGAUUUGUUCGAAAGGGAAAAUUCAAGAAAGCGAGUAACAUGAAUUUCGGUCUGAUGAUAUCCUGCAACGUGGAAACCAAAUUAGCCGCAGUCGAACGAAGUGACGACUGGACGCAGGCCGAUGAAGCACUAGAGUACGAGCGCUGUCUUCGUGAAGUAGUCGAAGAGCACGGUCGUGCGUGGGCAGACGGUAACAUUCGCAUGGGCGACUACAUCCUGAUCAUCGAUUCCGACACUCGCGUACCCACCGACUGUUUCCUCGAUGCCGUCAGUGAAAUGGAGGCUUCACCAGAUGUAGGCAUCAUGCAAUUCGCAUCUGGCGUGAUGAAUGUCACCGACUCAUUUUUCGAAAACGGAAUUACAUUUUUCACGAAUUUAAUCUAUUCUGCAAUCAAAUAUACUGUCUCCAACGGAGAUGUUGCACCAUUCGUCGGACAUAAUGCCAUCUUGAGAUGGUCUGCCAUCCAGGAAAUCGGCUACUUUGACGAAGAUGGCUACGAAAAAUUCUGGUCCGAGAGCCACGUCUCCGAAGAUUUUGAGAUGUCGCUCAAACUUCAAUGCCUGGGAUAUAUUAUCCGCUUGGCUUCUUGGGACAACGCAGGUUUCAAAGAAGGUGUUUCACUGACCGUCUACGACGAACUGGCCCGAUGGGAGAAGUACGCAUAUGGUUGCAACGAGCUUCUCUUCCACCCCAUCCGGACGUGGUUAUGGAAAGGACCCUUCACACCCCUCUUCCGUAAAUUCCUCUUCUCCAACAUCCGCUUCACCUCCAAAGUCACCAUUGUCAGCUACAUUGGGACCUACUACGCCAUUGGCGCCGCAUGGAUUUUGACCGUUGCCAAUUAUUUCGCCAUUGGCUGGUUUAAUGGAUACUUGGAUAAGUACUACAUUGACAGCUGGAAAGUCUGGUUCUCCAUUGUCAUUGUCUUCAACGGACUCGGAAACGUCUCGCUGGCGACGAUGCGAUAUCGAAUUGGAGAACGCGGAUGGUUUUCUUCGUUGUUUGAGAAUUUGAAAUGGACAUUUAUGCUGGCAAUCUUCCUCGGAGGCUUGAGUCUUCACGUCUCGCAAGCGCUGCUUUCUCAUAUGUUUGAGAUUAAUAUGACAUGGGGCGCAACAUCCAAAGAAGCAGAACAAUCAAACUUCUUCAUCGAAGUCCCCAAAAUCCUCGGCCGAUUCAAAUGGUCCAUCUCCUUUGCCCUCUUCUUCAUCAUCGUCAUGAUCGUCCUCGCCGUCGGGACCUUUCUUCCUCACAGCUGGAUGAUCAAAGACUUCAUCGCCAUUCUGCCCCUCUCGACUGUAUCCGUCAGUCAUUUGUUGUUGCCGAUUGUCUUGAAUCCGGCUUUGAUGACUUUUAGUUUUUAA
Molecule: messenger RNA, 2640 nt
Organism: Sphaerulina musiva SO2202
Lineage: Eukaryota; Fungi; Ascomycota; Dothideomycetes; Mycosphaerellales; Mycosphaerellaceae
Exons: 18
Coding region: 1-2640 (879 amino acids)
Source: RefSeq, a predicted model, not a curated record